UCAUGAAAAUAUCUAUCUCACAAAGUAGUAGAUAUACAGCAUAUAGGUACAUUACAGUAUAAUCUUGCACUGAUAACCUAAUGAUAGCUAUUAUAAAAAUUAACAUUAAAUUGUCAAAGGUUACCUUGGAAACAAAAUGUUAAAAUAUUGAUUUAUUAAUCGAAAAAAAAAUAUCUUAAUAAUUAAAUUAUUGUUGUAUGUCGGAAUAUGUCGUUUUUAAACAUAUUUAAGAAGAAACAAACCCAAACCAGUUCUUCCGAAUCGUCGUACGUAAGUAACUUCAGUGACGAAGUAUCGGGCGAUUAUGUAAUAAAAAAGUCGCGGAAACCAGUCGUCCAGGACACCGAAUCGUUGUGGGAUUGCAGAGACCGAAUGUUGUUGAAUUUGCGCAAGAUAAAGACAGAGGUCGGUGAAGAUGAAGCUAAAAUUCAACCAGAUGAUACAUCUAUAAUUGUUGAAAAAUUUCAGCCUAACACUACACUAGUGGACAUGCAGGAUAGUCAGACAAUCGAUCAGUCAACGGGGACGUCCACGGUUACAGACAACCCAACGAAUGACAAAAGCCAACAGAUGAGCAGUCGUACUUCGAGUAAAGUUGUUGUAGAAUUUCAGCCGGAUACCACAACAGUGGACUUGCGAGGUAGUGUUUCGAGUCAGACAAUCGAUCAGUCAACGGUCGAGGCGGAGGUUACUUACAAGCCAAUGACUGACAAUAGCCAACAGAUGAGCACCGAAAGCAGCAUAAAAUGCGUUCCAAAAAAUACGAAAAUUCCAAUAUGUAACGACACGGCGCAGGUUACGUGCAAGUUAACGGCUGACAAGAGCCUACACAUAAGCACCGAAAGCAUCAUAAAACACGUUGAAAAAAAGACGAAACUUCCGCCUGUGAUUGAACCGCAGAAUAUUGAAUGGGAUGAAAGUUGUAUGAAAAUGAAAGAAUAUAGCGCGUAUAAUUCUAUGGUAGAUAAGCUGUGUCGAGUGCAAACGAAUACGCAAUAUCCAAAAAACGUCAAGAAUAGAGUAUUUGCACCGGUAAGCUGCAAUUUGGUGUAACACCGUAUGUAAUACACACGUGGGCUAUAAAUGCCAUAUAAGACAGCGGUGAGUAAAAACGUCACAAAAAGAUAAGGUACUAUA
Molecule: messenger RNA, 1137 nt
Organism: Acyrthosiphon pisum (pea aphid)
Lineage: Eukaryota; Metazoa; Arthropoda; Insecta; Hemiptera; Aphididae
Exons: 5
Coding region: 208-1053 (281 amino acids)
Source: RefSeq, a predicted model, not a curated record